This is a messenger RNA of Scylla paramamosain (green mud crab), 2058 nucleotides long. RefSeq lists its product as uncharacterized. The transcript has a single exon. Bases 1 to 2058 code for a protein of 685 amino acids. Lineage: Eukaryota; Metazoa; Arthropoda; Malacostraca; Decapoda; Portunidae. The record is from RefSeq and is a predicted model, not a curated record. Gene Ontology annotation, molecular function: nucleic acid binding; zinc ion binding.
AUGGAGAAGUUAGAGAAGGCCCGAGCAGCUUGUCAAGGAUGGCUGUCAAGAGUGUGUGUCAAGAUGGACAGACUCCUAGCCAAGAGCCCCCCAGCAACCUCCAGUGAGUUAGUAGAAGUUCUGGAAGAGUUUGAUAAGAGGCUUAACAAGUUAGAAGAAGUGCAGUCAGAGAUAGAAUUGGAGAUAAGUCCUGAGGCACUAGAGGAGUACUUGGACAAGGCAGAUGCAGUCAGACAGCAAGCCAGGCAGAAGAGAUUGUUGUGUGCUGACAAGCUUAAGAAACUGGCUGAGGGUGAUAAGGACAAGUCGGAUUCUUCAAGUACCACAGCCCCUCUCCAUGCAAAACUUCCCAAGCUAGAACUACCUAGAUUUGACGGUGACCUGAAGCAGUGGCAGAGUUUUUGGGAACAGUUCUCCUCACACAUAGACGACACUGAGCUGCCCACCAUUAGUAAGCUAACCUAUCUACUGUCACUACUAGACGGCACUGCUAAGGACGUGGUGGAAGGAGUGCCGCACACCUGCGCCAGCUACAAGACCGUCGUCGACCUGCUGAAGCAACGGUUUGGCAAGUCGGAGUGCAUCAUCCACGCCCACGUCCAGGCUCUCCUUGAUCUACAAGUUCCGGUCCACCAAGGCAAGACCUACAUCCUACAGCUGUGGAGACUUCGGGACGAGGUGGUCAAGCACACGAGGAGUCUAGAAGCCCAAGGAGUUACAGGCAAGCAAUGUGAAGUGCUACUAACCCCCAUGAUUGUUUCCAGACUGCCCACAGAGUUAAGGUUAAACUGGUCAAGGGAUUGUAGUGGACAUGAAAGUGAUCUUGAGUGGCUUCUUAGUUGGCUUCAAAGGGAGAUUGAAGUGAUAGAAAGGAGUGAAAUGUAUAAGGGCAAUGUUAAGAGUUUAGAAGGAAGGAAGGGUAGUAAGGAUAGUAAAGAAGUACAUAAGGGAAACAAGGAAAAAUUGUUCACAGCCUCGGCUUUACAUGUGACUUCCCCGCCUGAAAGAUCAGAUUGUGUGUUUUGUAGUAAGAGAAACCACAAGUCUGAGAAGUGCUACAAGUUUCUGGUGUUGGAUGGGCAGCAGAGGUUUGACAAGAUAAGGGAAUUGGGUGUGUGUUUUAGAUGUUUAAAUAGUGGUCAUAAGUCUAGAAGUUGUAAGGCCAAAUGUUCCAAGUGUCGUGGUGACCACAAUAGUACCAUGUGUGGUGUUAAGUUGAGUGUGGUCCCUAAGGCCGAAGUAGAGGAGAGUAAACAGACGGGCACCCAAACCCUUGCGAUGUUGUCAGGCCACUACAGGAACAAGACUGUGUUACAAACAGCUAAGGUAAAGGUAGUGAACCAUAAGGGGGAUAUUGUUACUGCAAGGCUGAUGUUUGACAAUGGCUGUGAUAGGUCAUAUGUUACCAAUAAGUUUGUAGGAAGAUGUAAACCUGAAUGGGUCACCAAUACAGAAGUCCCUUAUAGUUCCUUUGGUGGCCAUAGCUCAAGCAAGUGUGUACAAAGUAGUCUAUACAAGUUGAAGCUUUUAGAUGAUAAGGGUGAUUUGUUUUCCCUUGUGUUGGCAGGCAUUCCCAUUAUAUGUGAACCGCUAAUUAGGCCAGUAGUACCAGAACACAUUUUAAGUGCCUUUAAUCAUUUAAAGUUUGCAGAUGACUUUGACCAUAGUUCUCCUUUAGACUUAGAUAUCCUUAUUGGUCUGGACUACUACUGGAGCCUAGUAACGCCUAGUGAUGCAGUUCAAGUGGGGUUGACAGUUGCCCUGAAAUCAGUGUUUGGCUGGACCUUGAGUGGAAACACUGGUAAAAUUUCUGACACUACAGGUGUGCCUUUACUGCCAACCUUUAAACCUUCGUCACCUCAACUCUUGUGCAUCUCUAAAGUCACUGAUGCUGAUAUGUCUAACUUUUGGGAUUUGGAGACUAUUGGCAUAAGUAGUAGCAAGGAAAGUAAGGAAGACGUUAGAGAUAAGAUUGUUCAAGAAUAUAGUGAUAAGAUCAAGUUUGUAGAUGGUAGAUAUGAAGUCCACUUGCCGUGGAAAGACAACCCGUCUGUGUAG